AUGGGACAAGACAAUUCCAAGGGAGCUGCCAGAGCGUCUGGAGAUCCGUUCGCGAAUCGAAGGGACGAUGCCAUCAGCUGCGAAGUGAAAUCGUCAGCUCCUGCAAAGGCCAAGGUCAACAGAAGAGCGAGCGAACCGACCGUGAGCACGCCUCGGAUGUCGUCGAGCAUGGCAAACACUGUCCUCAUCGAUCCUACCUCUCCCUCCAUGCACCAGGCGUCUGCCUUCGGGGAUAUCGAGAGGAUUCAGUUUGAGCUUGACAACGGCUGGCACGUCGACAUGACGGACAGCUACGGGAGAACAGCGCUGCAUCAUGCUGCCUUGAACGGCAACAGCGAGGCCUGUCGCUUCCUCGUCGACAACGGAGCGAGGCUGGAUGCGCGAGCGAGAGAUGGCAAGACGCCUUUCAACUACGCGGCUGAGAACUCUGGAGGUGAUGAUGAGGAGGAGGAGGAAGGGGUGGACGAGGACGAGGACGAGGACGAGGACGAGGACGAGGAGGGGGAGGACGAGGAGGACGAGAGGGAGGAGGAGAGGGAGCAGGACGAGGAGAGGGAGGAGGACAAGGAGGACAAGGAGGACGAGGAGGACGAGGACGAGGACGAGGACGAGGACGAGGACGAGGACGAGGACGAGGAUCUGACGUUUGACAUCUCCGGCAGCGGCAUAGAAGCUCAGGCAACACCAGCUCGAGUGUUCCUCUCUCCCCUUCCUCUAACCUCAAGUUGCCUCAUGUCAACCACAACGAUCGUCCUGCUCAUCAGCGUAUGCAAGCGCCCUUGA
Messenger RNA from Guillardia theta CCMP2712, 783 nucleotides. RefSeq lists its product as hypothetical. Gene Ontology annotation, cellular component: cytoplasm; nucleus. The record is from RefSeq and is a predicted model, not a curated record. Bases 1 to 783 code for a protein of 260 amino acids. The transcript is spliced from 6 exons. Lineage: Eukaryota; Cryptophyceae; Pyrenomonadales; Geminigeraceae. Gene Ontology annotation, molecular function: protein binding.